Messenger RNA from Penaeus indicus, 880 nucleotides. RefSeq lists its product as uncharacterized. Bases 69 to 644 code for a protein of 191 amino acids. The transcript has 3 exons. Lineage: Eukaryota; Metazoa; Arthropoda; Malacostraca; Decapoda; Penaeidae. The record is from RefSeq and is a predicted model, not a curated record.
AUUUUUUUUUCUAAAUUCCAGAGGCCAAGGCAGGGAAGGUCAAGACAGUUGAAGAAAGGUUGACGGCAAUGGAAUCGGCGGUGAAGGAUCUCCGAAUCAUGACCGGCGUUCUUCUUGCUCUGGUUCUCCUGCUGAUCCUAGUGGUGCUGCUGAUACUCCUCAACAUGACCAAGAACAUGCCCAAGCUCACCCUACCCGUGUUCUUCAGGAAUGACAAGAAGGGCGCUGCCAACAUGAACGACAAAAAUUCCACGCACAAAACCAGCAACGGUGUAGCCAACCCCAACGUAGCGGUGGGCAGGAUUGCCAAUCACCAGACCAGCAGCAGUCCGAAGACCAGGAAAGCGUCCUUCAGAAAAUCGACCUACGGGCCCACCGAGGACACGGUCGGGCAGUACGAUCCACGUUCCUUCAGGGUCCGACAGCCCUCCGAGUCCACUUGUCCUGACGAAGGCGCCGAUAUCUCCCAGCAAGGAUACGACAAUCUAGGCCUAUCCACCUCCACCAUCCACACCUCUAACCUGCACAACACUUCCAAUUCCUCCACGGACACUCUGGGCCCGAUAGUCUCCACCAACACCCUGGAUACGACACUCGCAUCGGAGAAUAACAUUCCCUCAGUCGUUAAUAACACGACAGUUUAAGAUUUUUAAUGUCUUCAAGUCUAUUUUGAACUAGCUGCUUACCCUUCUGUUGUGUUCCCUUCAGUGCUCUCUGUUCCUUUUAUAUUUGUAGUUCUCUUGGUAAUGGAAAGAUUAUCUAAUUUACCUGAAAAUGCUACGUGUAACUACGGAAGCCUGCCCAAAGCUGAUCUUUCUCCUUUUCGUUGAUGUGUUAUUUUCUUCUCUUUAGUCCUUAUAUAUAUAUAUAUAUAUAUAUA